AUGGAUUGGAUAAAGAGCAAUUGUCUUUUUAAUUUUGGCAAAAAUCAUCCAAAACAUCAUUUUUCAUUUUAUGAUCGUGAUCGUAUAAAUAAUGGUUUAAAUCGAAAUGUUUCUAUUGCUUUGAACAUAAAACAAACAACUAAUGUUGUUAAACAAAAGGAAAAUAUUAAAUGGAAAUAUUUACGAUUUGAGAAGUUUAAAGAAAAUUAUCUUUGUUUGAAUAAAUCUAAUGGGUUAUUUUCUUGUUUAGUAAAAGAAGAAGGCAUGGUAACAAUGCAUGAUGUAAUUGAUGCAACAUAUGCUUAUAUGCAUAAUAAAGAUGAAAGUUAUCUUCGUCGAGUUGUUAAACCAUUAGAAGCAUUACUUGUAUCGCAUAAACGUAUUAUUAUUAAAGACAGUGCAGUAAAUGCUGUUUGUUACGGUGCGAAAUUAUUAUUGCUUGGUGUUCUUCGUUAUGAAGAUGGAAUUGAAUUAAAUGAACAAAUUGUUAUAACAACAACAAAAGGUGAAGCGGUUGCAUUAGGUAUUGCUUUAAUGACAACAGCAGCAAUGGCGACAUGUGAUAAUGGUGUAGCUGCAAAAAUAAAACGUGUUGUUAUGGAACGUGAUAUUUAUCCGAGAAAAUGGGGUUAUGGACCAAUCGCAUCUAAAAAGAAAUUAAUGAUUAAAGAAGGAAUUUUAGGUAAAUUUGGUAAACCAACAGAAAACACACCCAAAAAUUGGCGAGAAAUGCUUUAUGAUGUUAGUGCUACACCAUCAGUUCCCGCUGUUGCAAAACGACCAUUUGAUGAAUCAAUUGCAUCGACAACAACAGUAUCCGACGAAACAAAACCUGAAAAGAAGAAAAAACAAAAAAUAGAAGAUGAUGAUAAUCAAAUGCAAACAUCAUCAACUAUGGAUGAUUCGGCAUUGGCAGAAUAUUCAAUACCCACUUUAAAAGAACUUCAUUUACGAAAAUAUCUUUCGGUUAAAUGUAUACCAAAUCAAAUAUUACUUGAUGCAAUACUCGCUCUUCAGAGCUUACGUAUAUGUCAAUUAUUACUUCGAAAAGUAGUAGUUGACAUCAACGAUCGUUCGAUUAUUAAAAGUAAUAUUAAACAACUUUUUAUCGUUUUAUAUCAUAAUGAUCGUGUACGUCAAAGAAUUGAACAAUGGCAAAGUCAACAACGACUCAAUAACCCCCUGCCAUUUCAACAGCCGUUACAUCCACUUCCUCUACGUCCAUUCCCUCAAUAUCGACUCCCAGCUCCACGUCCUGUUUAUCCAAACGAUCAUGAUUAA
Rotaria sp. Silwood2 is the source of this 1281-nucleotide messenger RNA. The record is from the annotation of a GenBank genome assembly. Lineage: Eukaryota; Metazoa; Rotifera; Eurotatoria; Philodinida; Philodinidae.